This is a messenger RNA of Suncus etruscus (white-toothed pygmy shrew), 485 nucleotides long. It is a transcript of the gene APOC2, whose product is annotated as apolipoprotein C2. The transcript is spliced from 4 exons. Bases 106 to 402 code for a protein of 98 amino acids. NCBI's taxonomy places the organism in Eukaryota, Metazoa, Chordata, Mammalia, Eulipotyphla, Soricidae. Gene Ontology annotation, molecular function: phospholipase activator activity; phospholipase binding; lipoprotein lipase activator activity. Gene Ontology annotation, cellular component: spherical high-density lipoprotein particle; very-low-density lipoprotein particle; intermediate-density lipoprotein particle. The record is from RefSeq and is a predicted model, not a curated record. Gene Ontology annotation, biological process: lipid transport; lipid metabolic process; negative regulation of very-low-density lipoprotein particle clearance.
CCUCUUGGUGCGGGAGCGGGCUGGUCCGGGAGCUAUAAAGCUGAUGGCCACUAUGGGGAGUCACCAGGCCACCCUCAGAGACGGUGUUGCAGGAUUCCCAGCAUCAUGAACUGCAGGUUCCUAGCUCUGACGCUUGUUCUCCUGGUCCUGGGAUGCGAGGCCCAGGAGGUGGCCCCAGAAGCUGAGGAGGCCAACCCCACCCUCCUCACCCAAGUCCAGGAGUCCCUGUUCAAGUAUUUGUACACGGCCAAGGAUGCCGCAGCAGGCCUGUACAAUAAAGCCUCCCUGACUGGCGUGGACGAGAAAAUCAGGGAUAUGUAUAGCCAGAGCACAGCUGCCGUGACCACCUACGCGGGCAUCUUCACCGACCAGCUCUUCUUCCUGCUCAGCGGAGACCAGUAACAAAUGGGCCCCACUCUCCAGCUUGCUCUCAACACCCCGAGUCCCUCCAGCUGUCUUCAAUAAAAUUGAAUCAAGCUGAUUGA